Messenger RNA from Oryzias latipes (Japanese medaka), 6968 nucleotides. It is a transcript of the gene znf106a, whose product is annotated as zinc finger protein 106a. Gene Ontology annotation, cellular component: membrane; cytosol. Gene Ontology annotation, biological process: insulin receptor signaling pathway. NCBI's taxonomy places the organism in Eukaryota, Metazoa, Chordata, Actinopteri, Beloniformes, Adrianichthyidae. The record is from RefSeq and is a predicted model, not a curated record. Gene Ontology annotation, molecular function: zinc ion binding; RNA binding; SH3 domain binding.
GUCAGGGGGCUUCAGAGCGCAGCGGACACCACCAUGAAGGCGCAGUAAGCUGAGCUUCAGCCUCUGCUCCAUCCAGGCUGCCCCCCCCCUCCCCAAAAAAAAGAGAUCUAAGAUCUUAGACUAGAUCAGGAUGAGUCUUUUGACUGAAAACGUUUGACGGUAGCUGCCUCCUGAUCUGUGACAGACGGAGAAUUAGGAUUUCUUUUUACUCAGACGGAACCGGACCAGAGCAGAACCAUGCCAGUUGGACCCAUUGAAUGCCCGCUGUCCCCCUCCCUCCCCAGGGACUGCGGACACGAGUGCAGAGUGUGCGGCGUGACAGUGGUAAGCCUGACCGAAUACGCCAGCCACAUUUCCAGUUCCUGGCACAAACAGAACGUGGACAAGAGUCCUGGGGGGGGCGAGCUCAGCCAGGAGAACUUUGACCAGGCUCUGGUGGACCUGAUCCAGAAGAGGAAGGACAAGAUCAGGAAAGAAAAGGAAGCUGCUGCUGCAAAGGUGGCAAAAGAGGAAGAGGAGCGACGGAAAAAGGAGGAAUUUCAGCAGAAACUGCAAGACGCGAAGGAUCGUUACCGAUUAGCACGUGCCAGGCAGCCGCCGCUGCAAGGCUACCGACACCAGUUUUCCUGUUACCAGAACCAGGCCAGCGGCGAGGAGGCAAAAGCAGGUCAACACGUUAAAAAAGGCAAGGGUGCCACCUGGCAUGCCCAGGCCCCUCCAGACCUGCAGAAAUGGGCAUCUGGAGACCUUACUACUGAAGGAAUGAAGCACCCAGGGGGGGGCAGCAGCAAGACAUGGGGCCAUGGUGCGCUCUUUAGAAGUCAGCAGAACUACCUGCCGUGGCUGAAUAGCGGGGGGAGCAGUCACGGGCUCUAUGGCCACAACAAUGUCAAUUGUUCCUAUAGGCCCUACCUACAGAGAAACAUGGGCGCUCCACCCUUCUGUGACUGGCUAAAGCAAACCCUGCAAGAUCCCGGAGCUCGAGGGGUGGGGUCUGAACACAGCAGCAGGACUAACGGCAGCAACCCGGUACCAGACAAAGGCUGCCGCUGGUCACCCUAUCCCGUAACACCCGCCCCUCAGGCUGAAGCCCACCCACAUGCUCUGGAGAUCAGCCAAGGCCCCAAAACAAAGCAGGAAAAGACAGCAGAAACUGGUGCCUUCAUUUGCAGCAGACAGGAAAAAUCUGGAGGAAGAAAAGUAAAUUCUGCUCCCAAAGAUGAAAGUAAGGCCAGUGGUUUCCAUAGAGAGGCUUCUGUUUCCAGCCAGCAGGCAGAAGGAAAGGUUUCCUCCGCUGUCAGGGGAGGAGCUCAGCUCAGCAAAGCUGCUGGUCAGGCUCCUUCACAGCCUAACCCCAGACCCAAGGCCAUCCCAGUAUCCUCCACUGCAGCCCAGCACACAGGGUCACAGAGACCCAUGUCAGAGUCCUCCACUACAGCCCAGCACACAGGGUCACAGAGACCCAUGUCAGAGUCCUCCACCACAGCCCAGCACACAGGGUCACAGAGACCCGUUUCAGAGUCCUCUACUACAGCCCAGCACACAGGGUCACAGAGACCCAUGUCAGAGUCCUCCACUGCAGCCCAGCAUACGGGGUCACAGAGACCCGUUUCAGAGUCCUCCACUGCAGCCCAGCAUAGGGGGUCACAGAGACCCGUUUCAGAGUCCUCCACUGCAGCCCAGCACACAGGGUCACAGAGACCCAUGUCAGAGUCCUCCACUACAGCCCAGCAUAUGGGGUCACAGAGACCCGUUUCAGAGUCCUCCACUGCAGCCCAGCAUAUGGGGUCACAGAGACCCGUUUCAGAAUUUUCCACCGCAAGUCUUCAAACAAGGUCAAGGAGACCAAUCCCAGAAUCUUCCAGUACAGUAAAGCAGGCAGGGUCACAUAGACCCGUUCCAGAAUUGUUCACUGAAACUCUGCAGACGGGGUCACAGAGACCCAUCCCGAAAUCCUCCCCUGCAGCUCAACAGACAGGGUCACAGAGACCCAUCCCACAAUCCUCUCCUGCAGCCCCACAGACAGGGUCACUGAGACCCAUCCCACAAUCCUCCCCUGCAGCUCAACAGACAGGGUCACAGAGACCCAUCCCACAAUCCUCUCCUGCAGCCCCACAGACAGGGUCACAGAGACCCAUCCCACAAUCCUGCCCUGCAGCUCAACAGACAGGGUCACAGAGACCCAUCCCACAAUCCUCUCCUGCAGCCCCACAGACAGGGUCACAGAGACCCAUCCCUCAAUCCUCCCCUGCAGCUCAACAGACAGGGUCACAGAGACCCAUCCCACAAUCCUCUCCUGCAGCCCCACAGACAGGGUCACAGAGACCCAUCCCACAAUCCUCUCCUGCAGCCCCACAGACAGGGUCACAGAGACCCAUCCCACAAUCCUCUCCUGCAGCCCCACAGGCAGGGUCACAGAGACCCAUCCCACAAUCCUCUCCUGCAGCCCCACAGACAGGGUCACAGAGACCCAUCCCACAAUCCUCUCCUGCAGCCCCACAGACAGGGUCACAGAGACCCAUCCCUCAAUCCUCCCCUGCAGCUCAACAGACAGGGUCACAGAGACCCAUCCCACAAUCCUCUCCUGCAGCCCCACAGACAGGGUCACAGAGACCCAUCCCACAAUCCUCUCCUGCAGCCCCACAGACCGGGUCACAGAAGAGCUGUGCCAGAGGCAGAGAGGAAACUUUCUCAGAGAUACUCGGUCACAGCAAAGAAACACAAAGCCUCUGCAGUUCAGCUAAACUAGACACUUCAGACCUAGCUGGGCCCCAGGAGUCUGCAGUGCCCCCUUCAGACAACAACCCGUCCCCGCAGUCCCUGCUGGUCAGCACCUCUGUCUUAGACAGCCCUUGGCCGGGAGGCUCAGUCAGGGAGGAAGAGGAGGACGGAAAGGAUGAGGCUGUGGGGUUGGGCCAAAGUCUGAACAGUGAUCCCUCCAGAGGCGCUGAAGCGGCCUCGCCUUCAUCCAAACUGGACCUCCCCCAUGUCCUAAAACGGGACCUUAGCAAACACAUCAGCUCCAAAAACAAGGCCGGAGGCCAUGAGCCAAACUUGAAUAUCGCUAGACGUGUCCGGAACCUGAGCGGGUCCCGGAAGCAUGAGGCGGACAGGGACUCUGGACUAAAGCCCACUGUGCGCCAGCUACUGAGCAGCUCUGCUUCACGCCGCUGCGUGAACUGGGAGCAGCUCUAUGACGAGCUCCGGAAAAAGCAGGACAAGGGGAAAGGCAUGCCCAGGUUUGGGAUAGAGAUGGUACCAAAUGAGCAGGACUGCCCAAGACAGGAGGAGGAAGCCCUCCUGGAGGGUUUUGAUUGGGACCUGGUGACGACCCGAAAACGCUCCCUAUCAGAGAGCAGCCUUGCACCCUCCUCCUCCUCCCUGUUGGCCCCCUGUGUCUCAGAGGAGCCACCACAGAGGAUGCAUCUGAGCUCAGAGCAGCAGAGCGCCGCCUCUCCACCCCAACAGCGUCUUGCGGCACACAGGCAGCCGGACACACUAAUGUCCGCCUCUGUCAAAGUCCUGCAGAGGUCCGAGUCUGUCGGGGGGGACAGCAGCUCUGGGAUGGAGCAGUGUGAUGGCCAGGGAAGCUGCAAAAGGCGCAGGGCAGCCACAGACGGCCAGAGUGCAGAGGCAUCCUGCUUGGAGCAUAACAGCAAAAGAAGGAAGGUCAAGUCAAAGAAAGAGCGUCUGCACAUCGACCAGCUUCUGUCUGUGUCUCUGCGGGAGGAGGAGCUGAGCCGGUCCCUGCAAACCUUAGACAGCAACCUGAUCCAGGCCCGCGCUGCGCUGGAGGCUGCCUACAUGGAAGUGCAGCGCCUCACGCUGUUGAAGCAGCAGAUCACUGUGCAGAUGAGCACGUUGAGGAACACUCGCAUAGACCUGCUGAAAGGGAUGCAGGGCACCAGAGAAGAAACCUCUCUGCUCAAAGUCAAAGAAGAAAAGAGCGACGCCCCCGUACCCAGCUCUACUGCUCUCACUCUUCAUCACCCUGCAGGAGACGCCGCCCCUUCCCCUCCUAGCCUGCAGUCCAUCCCUGUAGUCAUCAAAGCAGAGCCGCAGUCCCCGGUGAUGGUCUCCCAGCAGUGCCCAGAGGAGGAGGGGGCUCCCUGCGUGGACGGUCCCUACGUUCGGCUUCAGGACGCUGCUCCUGCUGCGCCCCCUGGAGGAAAACCCGAGUCCAGCAGUGAAGACCCUUCAGGCUGCAGGGAUCAGCCUCCCAGCUCUGUCCUCACAGUGGACGAGAGCAUCCAGGCGUCCAAUGACAGGAUCCCCCCUCCCACUGACUGCAGAUCCCCCGUCAAGCUGUCGCCCAGCAGGAGGGGCUCUGAAGAAGGGGCUGCCGCUGGCCGUCCAUCAACCCUGAACACGCCCACCUACUCACCUGAGCUGAAGAGCGGAGCACGUGUGAGGAAGCUGAGGAAGAGGAAGUCGCUUAAGAAGGCUGCUGCUGGGGCCAAGCAACCUGAGAGCAGCGACUCUGAGGGAGACGAAGAGGCCUGCAGACCACGGUGGCUGCGUCUGCGCAGGCGAGGCAGCGCUGGCUCUCAGAGCAGCAGCUGCAGCCUGCCUGCAGACGACAGGGAGGGCAGGAGAGCCCUGAGGUUGAUGUUACCCACCAUCAGGCUCCAAAAGGUCAACCCUAAACUCUACAAACAGGAGCAGGAAAACCUAGAUUCAGUAGAAAACAUGGAGGUCUCUGCAGCGUGUCACACCCAGGCUCCUGCUUCACCUCCUCUUCCGAGUUACAGCUUGGCCUGCAGCCAGGUCUCCUCCACCAGUGACAUGGACCUGUGCAAAUCCUCAGAGAGCGAUUUUCCCUUUUCCGUUGUCCACCCCAGGAACUCCUCAGUGUCGUCUGACCACGGAGGGGAUCAGGGGCCCACUGAGGGGGCGUUCAGCGGCCACCAGGAGGCGGUGAACGGCAUGGACAUCCACGACGGACUGCUGUACACGUGUUCAGGAGAUCGAACCGUCAGAGUGUUUGACUUGGUGACUCAUCAGUGUGUGGGCGUGAUGGAAGGCCACGCCUCCAAAGUCACCUGCCUGCUGGUGUCUGCUUCGCCGUCCCUCCCCCACCGCCUGUACUCUGGCUCCAGCGACCAGAGCAUCCGCUGCUACAGCCUGCAGACACGAGAGCUGGAGCAGCAGUUUGUCGUCUCAGAGAGAGUCCUCUGCCUCCACAGCCGCUGGACGUUGUUGUACGCCGGUCUGGCCAACGGCAGCGUGGUGACUUUUGACCUGAAGACCAACAAACAGAUGGAUGUGUGGGACUGCCACGGACUGCGAGGCGUCAGCUGCCUGGCCACGUCACAGGAGGGGGCGUGCAGGAUCCUGCUGGUGGGCUCCUACGACAGCACCAUCACCGUGAGGGAUGCUGGGAGCGGGCUGCUGUUUCGCACGCUGCACGGGCACGCCAAGAGCGUGCUCUGCAUGCAGGUGGUGAAGGAUCUGGUCUUUAGUGGAUCCAGUGAUCACUGUGUGCGCGCCCACAGCAUCCACACGGGGCAGCUGCUUCACGUCUACCGCGGCCACAGCCACGCCGUCACUGUGGUCUCCGUCCUGGGGGGGGUGAUGGUCACCGCCUGCCUGGACAAACUGGUGCGGGUCUUUGACCUGCAGUCUCAGAACCAGCGACAGGUCUACGGGGGCCACCGGGACAUGGUGCUGUGCAUGAACGUCUACAAGAACAUGAUCUACACCGGCUGUUAUGAUGGCAGCGUGCACGCCGUCCGCCUGAACCUGUCGCACAGCUUCCCCUGUAGGUGGCAGGGCUGUGCGCUGGUGUUCGGGGUGAUGGAGCACCUGCAGGAGCACCUGACCUCGGUGCACGCUCGAGCCGGCGGCGUCCAGACCGUCCGCUGCCGCUGGAAAGAGUGCGAGGACGUGCUGUGCGCCCGCAGCUCUACACAGACCCUGCUGCUGCACAUGCACAAACACACAGAGGAGGACGUGCAGCCCUAGGGGCCAGAGGGGGGAGUGUCCUUCCUCCCCGAGCUCCUCCUCCUCCUCUACAAGCUACUCCUCCCCAUAUUGGGGGGGGGGGGUCAUUCUUGGGACCCACUUGACAUGACGGCUUCCACCGUGCCUCAUGGGUGUUGAAAUCCAACCUUAAACUGUGAUGGGGGGUGGUCCGUCUGUUUAACACCCCCCCUGGAUCUACGUGUUCAUCGACCAAAGACGAUGAAGAAACUCUGGAGCUGCGGCUCGGAGAGAAUCUGCAGCUUUGACUUUUUGCUUUUCUUAUCGUUUUUUAAUUUUGCCGCCGUUGGCUCGUUUUUUUUUUCUUUUCUUUUGAUCUCUGCGCCCCGCAUGCGCCUUUUUCCCGUUUGGUCCGGGAUGACUGAGGGGUCUGGUGAUGAUGAUGAGGUUUCGGCGCCGCGUUUGAAGGAGUUUUACUGAAGGUCAGAUGUCACAGUAGAGGGAGAACAAGGCCGGACUUUUCCUCCGUUAGUCUUUAGUGUGUUUCUCAUUCAGGCGUGAAGAAGCGUUCGGUUUGCUCUGAGGUUUGCCUUUGGGGGCGGGACAGAGCUCAGGUGGGGGAGGGGCUUAUUUCUGUUGCAUUUCUCCUCAGAGGUGGGUUCAUGAAGGAGCUUUCCAAAGGUUGGAGUGUUGUGGCUCAGUCAUGUGCUUUUAGUUUUCUACUGAUGAUGGUUUCUGAUAAAGUGUGUGUGUGUUAGGGCGGAGUUUAGAGGUGUUUGAUGGAUGAUCCUGCAGGGAAGAAGUUGACUCCAUGCUGAAGCGGAUUCACAGUAAUGGAGAUUCUCCUGAAGGCAGGUGGAACGUUGAUUUUUGGUCAUCUUUUUUUUUUUUUAGUGUGUUUUGUCCCGUGUCUGCUCAAAGUGUGCGGUUCUCCUCCGGCCUGCGUUCCUGAGUUUCUUCUAAAGUGACGUUUGUUUCUGGAUCUGUUUUUCUAAAAAGUGCAUUUUAAGCAGCUGUUCUGAAUAAACCUGUUUGCAGCGUCACCA